AUGGGCCGCUUGACCGCGGCGUGCCUCGCGGCGUCCCUGGCGCCGUCGGCCGCGAAGCAGAAGCUGCCGGCCUUCGCCUUUGACAAGAGCACGAACUGGGGCCAGCCCGACGGCCAGGUGCGCAACUGGCCCGGGCCGAACGUGGAGGCGCUGACGGCGGGCUGCGACUGGGACUACGCGCCCUACGCGCAGAAGCUCAAGCACGCGUCCAUCGGCUGGUACCCGACGACGAGCCAGUGGCAGAACUUCGACGGCCACGACCUGCUGCCCGAGCUCCACCACCUCUACGCGACGCCGCGCUUCGCCAAGGGCCUCAAGACGGACGGGGAGCACGACAAGACGGACCAGCUCGCGGGGCACUGCGAGAUCGACGUCGGCGACGGGUCGCGGUGGGUCUUCCAGCGCGUCGGCGUCUGGGAGAGCGACGGCGGCUACGACUGGUGGCAGUUCGGCUGGGCGGACCCGUUCGGCCUCGACGCGCUCCGGGCCGCGCACGGGCCCGUCUACGUCCUCAACCACUUCACGGGCGGCGUCGACGCGGACAGCGGCGAGGUGCUCGGAUUCCCGCCGAUCCACGUGCACCACGUGCACCUGUCGCCCGCGAAGACGACGCCGAUGCGGCGCAAGUGGGCGGACUGCAUCCGCGAGGAGUACCUGGGCCACCGCGACGCGGACCGCUGCGGCCACCAGUUCACGGUCCUCAUGGAGCAGCACGGCGACUACGCCUGCCGCGAGUCCGAGGGCGGCUCGAACUGCUACCUCGAGCAGCUCCCGGACGGCUACGCCAAGGUCGCCGACGGGCCCUACGCGCUCAACGGCGAGCUCAACGACGUCCGCCCCAAGGGGUCCCCGAUCCUGCGCUGGUACUACCAGGCGGCGAUCCGCUACGUGCCCGUCGAGGACGCGGCGCGGCUGGGCUUCGACCUCAGGCCGCUGAGCUUCUACUACAUCUGGUCGCCCGGGCGCCUCUACCUCAACGACCAGUCGACGAUGGUCAACACCUUCCAGACGCCGACGACCCACGACACGUUCGUCUGGUACACGGGGCGCACGCUGAGCGCCUCGACCAUGGUCCGCAUGAAGAUGCACGUGCACAACACGGUCUUCAGGGAGUCGUACUUCUUCGCGGGGACGCCGAAGCAGCUCGAGAUGGACGGCCCCGAGUUUCUACCCAAGGCGGGCGACACGACCUACGACUGCAUGCGGCCCGAGGAACACGGCUUCGCCGACAACGACGCCGUGAAGCGGCACGUCUUCGACGCGUACGAGGCCUACGACGGCCCGGAGCCCGCGCCGCGCCUCAUCUGCCGCGGCUCCACGGACUACGAGGAGGUCGCCUUCGACGGCGUCGACUACCCCUUCGACCGCCGCGCGCCGACGUGGUGCGAGCCCUGGGAGAUCAAGAAGGGCGACCCCUACGUCGUCCUCGGCAUCAACCACGCGCUCACGCGGCCGCCGGGGCCCCACCUCCCGGACACGAUCCCCGACUGGCUCCCGGGCCACCUCCACUGGUUCAUCUUGUCCGACACGCACGACGACACGUCCCACUACCGCUUCUCGAUGCUGACGCAGUACGAGGACGAGGGCUGGCAGUUCGGCAACGCGGACGGCACGAGCCUCACCCUCUUCAACGUCCUCACCAUGGUCCUCUACGGCGGCACGCCCAACCGGGCCCAGGAGACACGCACGAGACGAGUCCUCUCCGCCCUCUUCCUCGCCGUCCUCGUCGUCCUCCUCGCCGCGCUCGCUGCGCUCUACCUUCCCGGCCGGGACUCGGACGGCGACGACGACGACGCGCCCGCGCCGGCGCCGACGACGGACUACAUGACCUACGCGCCGGAGGAGGCGCGGCGACCGCGCGCGCCGCCGCCCGCCGAGCCGUGCGCGAAGGCGGGCGCGCGGGAGCGCGAGGCCGAGGCGCGCGGCCGCGGCCUCGAGACGCCGCUCGACGAUUCGAACAAGGGGUUCCGCAUGCUCCGGGCCAUGGGCUACCGCGCGGGCGCGCUCGGCGGACGGGGCGGCAUCGAGGCGCCCGUCGUGCCCGCGGCGCUCGCGCGGCACGGCGGCGCGCCGCGGCCCCGGGGCCUCGGCGCCGACGCGGCGCGCGAUCGGGCGAGGCGCGCGGUCGCCGACGCGCGGCUCCAGGCCGCCGCGGCGCUCGAGCGCCGCGCCGCGGCCUUCCACGGCGGCGUCGCCGACCGGACCCUGCGCCGCGCCACGGAGGCCGCGGCGGGCCGCGCGCGCGGCGCCGCGCGCGACCUCGACGAGCGCGCGGGCCUCCCCCCGUCGCCCAUCUGGCCCGCGGAGGUCGCCGACGUCCCGUCCCGCGCCUUCGCCGACGCGUCGGGCGCCGCCUACGCCGCGGCCCUCGGCGACGCGCCGGAGCCGCCCGGCGGCCUCGACGGCGAGCCGCCGGAGGUACAGCUACGGGCGGCCGCGGCCUACCUCCGGAGCGCCCACGGCUACUGCCUCGCCACGGGCGGCGCCGCGAGCGACAUGGACCUCGAGGCCGAGCUCGCCCGCCUCGUCGACGACGGCGACCGAUUAAAAAGGGUUGAUCUGGGCCGUCUCGCGGGCCUCUGUUCUGGACAGCCUUUCCCGGUGGCCAACGACCACGAGGCGCCCAUGCCCGCGCACUCUAGAGCCCCGCAGCCCAUAUAG
Messenger RNA from Aureococcus anophagefferens, 2661 nucleotides. RefSeq lists its product as hypothetical. Lineage: Eukaryota; Pelagophyceae; Pelagomonadales; Pelagomonadaceae. Gene Ontology annotation, cellular component: kinetochore. The record is from RefSeq and is a predicted model, not a curated record. The coding region runs from base 1 to 2661 and encodes 886 amino acids. The transcript is spliced from 4 exons.